UUCAGCAGGGCCUGCUGUCUCUCGCACAUUUAGUACUUUACUGUUUAUUCAUAUGUACUGACUGACCCUGCUAAACAAAUUAACAAGCUAAACAUAACAGCCGAGGCCAGGAGGAAUUAUAAACAAAGUAAUUGUAAUAAUCAUUAUUAACUUGUGCAACUCGUUUGACUAAAUUAUCAAUUAUUUUGACAUUAAGAAGAUAAACGACUAAACAAAAUACUUGCAUGCCUAUGUAAAGCUAAUUUCUGUAAAUGUGCGGCUUCAACCACAUCCGUGCUUGCAGUUUAUCUGACAACUAUUGUGCUUUUCAAAUGAAAGUCUGCAGCUUUACAUCCGGUGCUGCUGUCGCUCUCCAGCUGGGUUUGACGCAGCUCGGUGGAGUCGCAGCUCCGCUCCAGCUGUUCUCGCCGCUGCUUCGCCUCGCUGCCUCUGCUCCGAUGCUGCCUGCCUUCGUUUCAAAUGUCACGGCGACCAUGACAGGCAUCGCGGCCGUUUCCUUCUUCUCCAACACUUGCAGGUUCGCCGGCUGCGGGCUCCACUUUGACUCCCUGACCGAGCUCAUCGUGCACAUCGAGGAUAACCACAUCGAAACAGACCCCUGUUUCUUGGAGAAGCAGGAACAGCAGCAGCCGACAUAUAUUGCUCUCAGCUACAUCAAUAGCUUUGUGAUCCACAAUGCCAGGUUCAUGACAGACGCUGCGAGGCGAGAACACGAGGCCCUGAAGAAAAAGGUGCAGCCUAAGCUCUCUCUGACGGCCACGUUGUCACGCACCAACGUCUCCACACCACCCCGUCACACCAGUGGAAACCUCACCCCUCCUGUCACCCCACCGAUCACCCCUUCCUCUUCCUUCCGCAGCAGUACACCAACAGGUAGUGAGUGUGACGAUGAGGAUGUAGAGUUUGAGGCGUCUGACAGUGACGAGUCGUGGACCACAGAGAGCGCCAUCAGCUCUGAGUCUAUCUUAAGCUCCAUGUGCAUGAACGGAGGAGAUGAGAAGCCUUUCGCCUGUCCUGUUCCCGGCUGUAAGAAAAGAUACAAGAACGUGAACGGCAUCAAGUAUCAUGCCAAGAACGGACACCGGACCCAGAUCAGGGUGCGCAAACCUUUUAAAUGCCGCUGCGGGAAGAGUUACAAGACAUCUCAGGGUCUCCGGCACCACACCAUCAACUUUCAUCCACCCAUCUCUACUGACAGCUUCCGUAAGAAGCAGCUGUAGAGGUGGAGUCAAUGACCAGCACUUUCCCUCGGGCCAUAUAAACAUCCAUCUAAAGUUCACAUCACCAGCAGCUCCGCUUGCUGCCUCCAGUUUCAUUUUCCCUUCUUUUCACUUUGCUAUAACACUAGACUAUGUUUUAUUUGCACAGUAUAUAUGUAAUAUUCAACCUUUAUCCCCAUGCAAAUUGCCAUAUUUAUGUCAUUCACAUUUUGUAUUUUUGCACAUUUCAGAUAUUUUCUAUCCCACCUUUGUUCCCUUGACUUAUGGUGCUUGUUGAUCAUGUAGACUUGAGAAGUAGCCAGGAGAUGAUUAGUUUUACAAAUGCAUUGUCCUUUAUAUACUGAAUACAUGGACAGAUUCCUGUGUUUUCUGUUGAAAGGAAACACCAUUACUCACUCUGUCGUAGCCUUUGAGCUUCAAAUGGGAAAGAUGCAAAUGAAGAAACUGAAUGUAGCCUGACUGGGAAAAAUGAGUCGUUUGUCUUAAACACAGUUACUUUUCCAUUCAUAGGACAUGCAUAACAUCUCUUUUGUGGGAACACCAAAGGAUAAUCUCAGGUGAUUUUUCUGCAAGCAUUUCAGCUUCGCUUUUGCCUGAUCGUUUUAAAUGAGUCCAUGCUGCUCAGAGGGAUCAUGAGAACAUUUUUUGAGUAGCAGUUCUUCGUGUCUUGGGUAACUUUCUUUAAGACUAAGCAGCUGACCUUCCUAAUUUCACAGUAAGGUAUUGAAGCACUUUUAAAAAAAACGAGUAAACAAGUCCAAUUCUUCAGGCCUCAGUAUUGUGACAUUUCUGAAUGUAUAGCAGUUGCCUUGAAUCGUAUCCCAUUCCAAAAACACCCAAACAGCAUGUCUAUGAAUGUCUUCAGUUUGAGAGUCACUGAGCAGUUUAGCUUUAUGCCCAACCACUUCUGUUUAGUUUUCACUGCCUGAGUGAAAGCAGUUUCUUCCACUGUUUAAUAGGAAGAAACAGUGAAAUGGCUCUGUGGCUGUGCAUUCAGCUCCUAUUUUGUGCCAUAAUAAGUAUGAAGUAUUUCAGAACAAUCUGCCAAAGUACCAACAAUAGCAGUCAGCUGCAAAAACAAAGGAAUUAAAUAGACACUGAUGUUAUCUACCUUUAGGAUUGUUAUGGUUUAUUUUACCAGAUCUUUUUUUUUUAUUUUUUUUUUUUGUAAGAGCACAAUGAUGCAAAAACUGACAUCAUACUGUGACUAUUAAAAACCGGGGCCUGCAAAAUAAUUUUCUCAUGCAUGCAGGUCCAGUCCAUGUCUCUCAGCAAGUUGCAACUCAACCGCAUAAAUCUGGCUGGGUAUUCAAUCACUACUCUUGCAGAUUUUCUUGAGUUCAUUUAAAUUUGUCGGUUUCCAGGCAUGAAGUCGAAGUUACAGUCGAGUUGAGGUCGAAGGCCAAAAAGCUUAAUUUUAGUUUACUUCUCUGUUAUAUUUUUCCCCUCUAAUAGCACUUGGGUGUUCGCCUAUUAAAUGCCUGCAAAAUUUGUUUCUCUUUAGCAUUUUCUUUGGUACACAACUAAAUAAACUGGAGCAUUCCUGUUUUAUUGAUUAGCUGCAAGAAAAUCCUUAAAGAUUAGCAUCAAAUGUUGUGUGGAGAACACUGUGUAAUUUCUUGCGCUAAAUGCUCCUUUGAAAUUAUAUGGUUUUUAAAAAGGAAAACAAAUCUCUACAAAUAAUCAGAAACAAGGUCAAGACUGAAACAAAAAAAUAACUUAAGCAAUUGCUUUGAACCAUUUUGAAAGAGUAAAAGAAAAAUUAAUCUCAGAAGAAAAGUAUGAAUAAAUGAGGGGUUGACUUUUGUUUAGUGUAGCCUAACUUUGCCGUCAGAGUGAACUAACGAACCCUCCGCCACUGGCGUUUGAGCUGUGCUCUUCUAACAAGCUCAGAAGGUCUCCUUCCUUUAUGCCUUUCAUUUCCAGGACAGUUCAUUACUUCAGCGCUCUCCUUCCUAAAUGAGCUCGGCCUCAAAGGAGCUGCCAUUUCUGGAAAGUGUUUGUGUUUUCCUCGUUUUUGAGGUGAAAGUAUUUGUUCGUGCUGCUGAACUGUCCGCCGACAGUCAUCGUACGUGUUCAUCCAACCAUGCUGUCGUUUCUACACAUUUCUAUUUUCGUAUAGGGCAGAGUGUGAAUAAAUUGCCAUUCAGUUUGUGCUGUGCCUCCAAACCUUCUUGGUGCCACUGGAUUAAAACCUGCACAUCCUAAAUAAGAAUGAGAGAUCCGUAACUUUUGAAAGAACUGCGGCUGUGCUGUACCAUCAAUAUAUAAAUAGUAUACAGUGGAUGUAUCAUCACCCUUUAAAGUGUUAAAUUUAUUUUUGUGUUUUUGUAAAGCAAACAAAGAAAGCAUAUGUACUGUAUUUCUGCUGCUUCAUGAAAACUUGGUAUAUUUUACAAUAAAAGUUCACCUGUUCCUCCGACUCCUGCUCAUUAAUUAUCAGACGGUGCAAUUUCAAAGUAAUUUUAUUAGUUUAUUUAGAUACAUGAAACUCACUAAACUAAUGAAACAUCUUAAUGAAUGAAAUAACUUAAUAGCUUCAAAGAGAAAGAAGGAAAAUUAACAAAAGCUGAGCAUGCACUGAUUAGCUGUUGAUAUGAAAAUAAGAGACAAUCAGAAUAACAAAAAAAAA
Molecule: messenger RNA, 3852 nt
Organism: Xiphophorus maculatus (southern platyfish)
Lineage: Eukaryota; Metazoa; Chordata; Actinopteri; Cyprinodontiformes; Poeciliidae
Gene: jazf1b
Product: juxtaposed with another zinc finger protein 1
Exons: 5
Coding region: 252-1220 (322 amino acids)
Cellular component (GO): nucleus
Source: RefSeq, a predicted model, not a curated record